AUGCAGUUCUAUCCCAAGGCGCGUGAGCAGCGGCCCAGCAUCCACCAUCCGUCUGUUCGGCCGCGUCGAUUGGCUGUGCUGAAGGCUGCGGCUGUCAAUCUUUUCCUUCUUCAAUUUCUCUUUUUGGGUCUUUUCUGUUACAUCUUUGGAUCCUUGUUCCAACAAUCAACUCACAUUCACAAUGUUAAUGUUCUGUUCGUUGACUACGACGGCGGUACGAUCGGCGAUGCAGUUCGCGACGUGUAUCAGAAGCUCAAGGGUCCUGGAUUUCCAAACCUGAUUGAGCGCCCAGCCUCUUUAUACCCACAGAUAGGGAGUAUUGAAGGUGCUGUUUGUGACAUCAAAUUCUGGGGAGGUCUCUACAUUACAUCCAAUGCCUCUAACGCCCUUACUGCCGCAUUCGCUGGUGGGUCUGCUGCUUCAUCGUACGAUAAGAGCAAUGUCAUCACCAUGGUGUGGAACGAAGCGCGAUACCCAACGGUGGUCGACUCUGCUCUCCAAACUAGCCUGAAGUCUCUGUCAGAAGCUGCGCGGGUCGCCUAUUCGAAGACGAACGGAGAACAGGCUCUUAAGUCUCUAAACAGCUCUGACUCCGCUGCCCUCGCGGCCUUCUCCGACCCAUGGACAUUGGCCUCCACCAAUAUCCAACCUACAUCACAAGGGUCCCGCCUUAUCUACAACACACUCGUCAUCAUUUUGAUCUUGAUCCAAGAGUUCUUCUACCUGGGUAUCGUGAAUGGUCUAUACGCCCAGUUCAACCUCUACACGUCGGUUUACCCCCGUCGAAUCGCCAUCGUGCGCCAAAUCAUCUCGGCGGUAUACACAUUCGCCGGAUCACUUUGUACGGCCGGUGCAAUCUGGGCCUUCCGAUAUGGCUGGAAUGUCAAUGGAAGCCAGUUUGUGCUGACCUGGAUGGCGCUCUGGCUCUUCGCGCAUCUGAAUUUCCUCGUCCUGGAUGUUUUCACUAUCUGGCUGCCACCACCCUACGUGCCAAUGGCGCUGAUCUCCUGGAUCGUCAUGAAUGUCACUUCGAUCCUGCUCCCCUUCGAGCUUUCCCCGGCUUUCUACCAAGUAGGCUACGCAUUUCCUGCACACAGCAUCUUCCAAGUGCUGAUUGACAUCUGGUCGGGAGGCUGUAACCCUCAACUCAACUACGCCCUGCCGGUUAUGUUUCUCUACGAGAUCAUCGGUAUUGUUCUCAGCUCUAUUGGCGUUUAUAGACGUUCGCACUAUGCCAUGAUCAAGAAAGAAAACGAUGAAAAGGCAUGUGAAGAGCGUGUUGCAGCGGCUCUGGCCGAACAACAGGCGGAUUCUUUGGUACGACAGGAGACUUUCCAAGAUGGGCAAGGAAGUGGAAUAUCCGAAACCGAGAGUGAGGAAGGAAUUGGGAGGCCAAGGCGUGAAACUAUCACGACAAUGGCGGAUCAAGACCAGCUUGUUGAUAUCAUUCGACGUGAGAUGUCCAAGCCGCAGGCUGAGAAGUCAGAAGCUAGAGAUCACACCGGUCCGAGUUUUGCUUUGCCCUAUAAGGACUGA
Messenger RNA from Penicillium canescens, 1536 nucleotides. RefSeq names its product SNG1 family protein. Lineage: Eukaryota; Fungi; Ascomycota; Eurotiomycetes; Eurotiales; Aspergillaceae. Bases 1 to 1536 code for a protein of 511 amino acids. The transcript has a single exon. The record is from RefSeq and is a predicted model, not a curated record. Gene Ontology annotation, cellular component: membrane.